AUGAUAACUGAUAGAGAAUAUGCGAUGGCUUGCGAAUCGGGUGCAGUUGAUGUCAGAGAUUUACAAUUUAGAGUAGCUGUUUGCAUACCUAAGCCUUGCACCAUAAGACAAGCGUUGCCCAGUCUCAUUGGAACCCAGUUGGUAAAUUACCAAGAACAAUUUUGCCGGUUCAAAAACGACAAACCGUGGUCACCAGGGGUUUAUGUGGCUAUUAUUGUCUUCAGUUUAUUUGGUUUCCUGGCCAUUCUUAGUACCAGUUACGAUAUCUGGAAUACUGUUAUUAAAAAACGAGAUCCCAAAUCUCUCAAUACAGUUUAUCAAUCGUUCUCAGUAUACACAAAUUCUCGUCGACUCAUCACAUAUAAGCCAGUUCGUGGUGCUUUAGAAUGUGUCGAUGGUAUCAGAGCAUUAACUAUGUCUUGGAUUCUAUUCGGGCACACAUAUAAUAGUCUUCCACCAGUCAUAAAUAUUGUGGACCUGUUUCUGACGGCUUUUUCAUCUCGUUCAUUUUGGUUGACUUCAGCCGAUGUUAGUGUGGACACAUUUUUCAUGCUAAGCGGUUUGCUGGUCGUCUACACUUUUGUUGGAAAAGUUAGCGGCAUGAAACUGAUAAAGAACCUCCAUCUGUUUUAUCUUAAUCGAUAUCUACGGAUGUUUCCUGUACUAGCCGCUACCAUAUUGCUGCAAGUUGGUGUACUACAUUAUGUUUAUGAUGGUGCCCAGUGGCAUCGAGUAGCUUUACAAACUGAUUACUGUAGGUCAAGCUGGUGGUUAACAUUGCUUUAUGUGCAAAAUUUUUUCCCACCAUGGUGUAUUGGUACUUCCUGGUACUUAGCAAUGGAUAUGCAACUACACUUAAUAUCCCCGUUGAUAUUAUUUUGGGUUUUAUCAGGCAAAAAAACUCGCGCCUGGUCGGGUUUGAUUGUUGGAUUGUUAGUUAUUCUCACUGCGUCCUCAACUUAUAUCUACAUGAAUAAUUUCGUUGGUUCUUUAGUACGACCUGGGUAAGAUAAUAUAUUUACAAAUUGAAUUAUUAAUAUUAUUGUUCAAUAUUCUAAAUAGAUUAAUUAGGUACCACGCUUGAUUCAUAUUGCCAAGACACAAUGAAAUAAAUAAAUAA
Molecule: messenger RNA, 1120 nt
Organism: Hyposmocoma kahamanoa
Lineage: Eukaryota; Metazoa; Arthropoda; Insecta; Lepidoptera; Cosmopterigidae
Product: nose resistant to fluoxetine protein 6-like
Exons: 7
Coding region: 1-1008 (335 amino acids)
Molecular function (GO): acyltransferase activity, transferring groups other than amino-acyl groups
Source: RefSeq, a predicted model, not a curated record